UCGGGGGUGGUGAGUGGUGGUGAUUACCGCUUUUGCUUUGACGAUCAUGAAACCCGACUCGUAACGAUCCUCAUUUAUGAUCGCAGGAGCAGCAAGACGACGUCUGGUGUUGUUGUUCGCGUGUUUCUUUCGUAUUUUAUUAAGUUCUUCCUCUCUCGGUGAGAGCGAGGAGCGAUCGACGCAAAGGGAAACAAAGCAUGGUCAGGAGUUUUGUCCCGGGGCCAAGGCACGGUUCGAUCCAGGAAUGCUGGUUGCUGGGAGGAUCAUGGGCUCCAUCUCCGCGCGGGAGCUGCUGGAGGUAGCACAGCAGCGGAUUGCGGCGGCGCUGGACGAGGCAAGCUCCGUGAAAACGUUCCUGGGGCGAUGGCGGAUCAUCCAGUUCCGGCUGGAGAAGCUGGGAUCGCAGCUCCACGACAUGUCCAAAUGCCCCCUCCUCUUCCUCGAGAGCUACUCCCUGUGCACGGAGGUGCUGGAAUCCAUGGUGGCCACCAUCGAGGACGCCAAGAUCUCCGCCCGGAAGUGCCUCCAAUCCGGCCAGAUCGAUGGCAAGCUCCAGAUGCAAAGCGCCCUCGACGCGCUGGCCGCGCGAUUCCACCACCACAUCCACGACUGCGACGUUGUCAUCAAGAACAGCCUCGUCAAGGAGUCCAUGGCGGCGCUGCUCCUCGUCACCGGCUCGCGAGCGUCGCGAUCGCGAUCCAUGGUCAUCUCGGGCGAAUCCGCGCUGCGCUGGGCGGUGCGGGAUCUCGUCGUGCGCCUCCAGAUCGAGACGGAUCCCAGAUCCAAGCACCGCGCGCUCGCCUCGAUCGUGGACCUCCUCGAGGGCGACGACAAGAAUGCAGUGCUGGUGGCGUCGCAGGGAGGGAUUCCAGCGCUGGUCCGGUUGCUCGACGCUGGAAUGCCGUGCGCCGUGCGGGAGAGGGCGGCGUCGGCGGUAUACCGCCUGGCCCGCGCGUCAUGCUGCGAGCAGGAGCUCAUAGCCGAGAAUGCACUGCCGCCGCUGGUCCGGCUGCUCGAGUCGGGCACCGGGCUGGCGAAAGAAUGCGCGGUAUCCGCGCUGCACUGCCUGACGUACACGCCCGAAAACGCGCGUUCCUUGGCGGCACACGGCGGUGUGGCGGCGCUGGUCCAGAUAUGCCGCUACGGUACGCCGCUGGCCCAGGCCUCAGCCGCCGGCGCCAUUAAGAAUCUCGCCGGAGUGACCGAGCUCCGGACCGCUAUAGCCGAGGAGGACGGGCUGUCCGAGGGUGCCGUGGCGGUACUACUCGGGCUCGUACUGUCCGGUACGGAUGCCGCGCGGGACGCCGCCAGCGACGCGCUGCAGAUACUGGCUGAGGCGUACGGCGCAACGCACGGCGGCAGGCUCGGCGACGUGGAGGCGAUUCUCCGGUUUCUAUCGUCGUUUCCGCCGCCGCAGGGACGGCGGGUGGCGGUAAGGAUGCUGAGGAACAUCUCGCGAGCCGGCGGCGUUGCUGGGACCGCUGCUUACAAUGCUUUAGCGAAGCUUGGGGACGAGAAUGGCGGCGAGGAGAGUGACGAGCUAAAACUUACAAAGAUGGUGAGUAAGAAAAAGCUGAGCUUGGGAAAAAUGGUGAUGGCGUUACUGACCAGGAAGAUUGCCACUGCUUCUAGUUCGUCCAGUCACGAGAACAGAUUAAAGAGUUUUUUUCUCAAACGAUGGUAGCGCGCUUGUAAAUAGAAGCGAAAACGAAAAGAAAAAAAGAAUCCGAUUGUUUCGAGUUUGAUACCUUUAGAGGAUGUACGUGUUGCGACUCAAUGCAGA
This is a messenger RNA of Selaginella moellendorffii, 1783 nucleotides long. RefSeq lists its product as uncharacterized. Bases 77 to 1684 code for a protein of 535 amino acids. Gene Ontology annotation, molecular function: protein binding. The record is from RefSeq and is a predicted model, not a curated record. The transcript has a single exon. Lineage: Eukaryota; Viridiplantae; Streptophyta; Lycopodiopsida; Selaginellales; Selaginellaceae.